GUAUGAUGAUCUAAAUAUAGUUUUUGAGAUUCAUUCUACAAGAAUGUAUUAUUCAAAAUCAAUGGGGAAAUAUUAAUGGUAUGAGUGAAAAAUAGUAUGCAUUUUAGGUUGUAUUAGAAUUGAUACGGUGCAGUAGAAGCGUGGUAUAGUAGAAGCGUAGAAGGUAUAUAUGAUUCAAUAUGUAUCGAUCGAUACGCAGGCAUUUUUUUAAAAGAAAUGAUGCUAUAACAAUGAAUAUGAAAACUUAACAGAAUUUUAGGGACGUUUAAAAUAGUAAUCAUCCCUUGUAUAUUAGACUGUCAAGUAGUUUAAUUACGGGCGAUACAGUUGGAAGCGCGUGAAAUAUCUGUAGCUCUUAACCGUCGUCUGUUGUCCUCCUCACAGAACAAACAAAGCAUUCUAGCCAGAAAAUUCAAAUCUCCCUUUAUUCACCGAAUCUCCACCGGCAGAAGCUUCAUUCUUGCUUUCUUCAAGAUGAUGCGUGUUCCUUUGUACUAAGAAUAAUUUUCUCUCUUAUUUCUUUGUAGCCAGCAUCAGGAACGUUCAUGACUUAGAUUGCAACAUGUUGAGGAUUGCAAUGGAUGAGCUUUCUCCGAGGUUCUCUGUUGACUCGCCGCGUAAAUCUGCUUCAUUGUCCAUUACCUCUUUCCUUAUCCAUGGAAUUUCUCGGAAAAGUUUUUCUUACACUCAACUUCCUGACCAGCCUCUCAAGCUUUCUGUUCGCAAAUUGGACGGCUCUUGCUUCGACAUUGAAGUUAUUAAGACGGCUACAAUUGCAGAACUCAAGGAGGCGGUGGAGGCUGUAUUUAGUCACAUGCCGAAAAAGGGACCAGUCAAGAUUUCAUGGCCGCAUGUUUGGGGACAUUUCUGCUUAUGCUUUGAAGGUCAGAAGUUAGUAACAGACACUGACUAUAUAAGAUAUUACGGCAUUAAAGAUGGUGAUCAGCUUCACUUUAUCCGCCAUCUCUCAGCCAUCUGUAAUAUGGUAAAGCUAAAAUCUAAGAAACAGGCAUCUACAUCAAAACAACGCAAUAUAUUAACAUCACAAUCAAGUAGCUAUAAAGCGAUUGAACAAGAAUCGAAAGACGAGGUUGACUAUGAUUGGGAUGAUACAGAGAACGGAAGGUACCAGCACUUUGACAACAAGGAUGAGACUUUUACUGGGCAGAAUGAAUCGAGACUGGCAAAUUUUGUGAGGGGAUGGUUCUCAUACUCCAGAUUGGUGAGCAUGGGAGGACAGAAAGGCAAGUGUUUUGCGUCAAGAUAUGCUUAUUGCAGUUUCAGAAAAAUUAUACAACUUCAUGACGGCGGUAACCACAAUUACCCAAGAGUCAAAAGUAGAGAGCAUUAGUGAUUGGCUAGACGCAUCAUUGGUACUGUUUGGCUAUGUUGGUAUUUUUUUGGUGUGAACUUUAGAAUUCCACCUGAGCAGCAUUCUUCCUCAAAAUACAUACUGCAUGCUACACAAGAAUGUAUUCUUGAAAAAAAUAUCGAUCACAGAUCAGAAAUAGUUAAUAUCAUGGGUUUUAGUGGGCUACAUGGUGAUGAAUUAUUCAAUACUUCAUCCCUGUAACGAGUACAACAGUUAAAAGUUUCAUUCUGUUAACUUUUUUUUGAAUGUGAGUUUAGGAUUCAUGUUCAUUGCCUUCA
Messenger RNA from Mangifera indica (mango), 1650 nucleotides. RefSeq lists its product as uncharacterized. Bases 563 to 1351 code for a protein of 262 amino acids. Gene Ontology annotation, cellular component: U12-type spliceosomal complex. Lineage: Eukaryota; Viridiplantae; Streptophyta; Magnoliopsida; Sapindales; Anacardiaceae. The transcript is spliced from 5 exons. The record is from RefSeq and is a predicted model, not a curated record. Gene Ontology annotation, biological process: mRNA splicing, via spliceosome.